AUGGACGGCUACAACGGCACCGUCUUGGCCUACGGCCAGACCGGCGCUGGGAAGACCCACACCAUGACGGGGGGCCACAUGGGCUUCGCGGACCGCGGCAUUGUGCCGCGCGCCAUCUCCCAGAUCUACUCUGAGGCCGCAGCAAGACCAGAGAACAACAUCACCAUCAAGCUCUCCUACGACGUGGAGAUCUACAAUGAGUUGAUGUUCGACCUGCUCACGGAUGUAGGAGUGGCCGACCAGAGCGGCGACCUCUCCAUUGUGGAGGACUCACGAGGGAACAUCCAGGUGAGAGGGUUGUCCACGCCUGUGGGCGGCACAGAGGAGGAGGCGCUGCACAUCUUCUUCCAGGGAGACACCAAUCGGCAUGUGGCGGAGCACGCCUUGAACAAGGGGUCGACCCGGUCGCACGUGGUGUUCACCAUCUACGUGGAGAGCCGGUCCCGUGUGGAGUCCUCUGAAAAGGUAAUUUUCUCAAAGCUUCAUUUGGUGGACCUUGCGGGCAGCGAGCGAGUCAAGAAGACUGGCUCAGACGGAGUCAUGCUCAAGGAGGCCACCUUCAUCAACAAGUCGCUGACUUUUUUGGAGCAGGUUGUCGUCGCCUUGGGCAACAAGCACCGCGACCACAUCCCGUACCGGCAGUCAAAGCUGACGCAUAUGCUCAAGGACUCCCUUGGAGGCAAUUGCAAGACCACCAUGGUCGCCAACAUUUGGCCUGAGGCCAAGAUGUUGGAGGAGACCGCCAGCACCUUGCGCUUCGCCACGCGCAUGAUGAAGGUAUCCAACGAGGCCUCGGUGAACGUUCACUUGGACCCUCAGCUCCUCAUCAGGAAAUACGAGCGGCAGAUCAAGGACCUCAAGCAGGAGCUAGCUAUGCAUGACACCUUGGCGGGCAGAAGCCGCGUGCAGUACGAGGAGUAUGCACCAGAUGAGCAGAAGGAACUCGAGGACAAGGUGCAGAUGUAUCUGGAGGGCGAGUUGCAGGAGAUUGAGGUCACCAGCCUGCGCAUGGUGUACGAGUCCUUCACUUGUUUCCGGAAGCUGUACCAGAACCUGCGUACGGAGUUAGCGAACCGGCCCAUCAACACAUUACCGCCACAGGACCCAGCCGAGGCCGGCGAGGGCGGCGGUGCCGGCGGCGGCACUGCAGAGACCAGGGAAGGCGAGGUGGGCGAAGAUGUGGAGGGCAAAGGCAUUGCAGUGGGCGUUGCCCCUGCAAACUCGAGGCCGCCGCAAGAGGCACUCCCUCCAGACGCCGGUCCUGAAGAGGAAGAGGGCGCACCUGCGGAGCGAACGCAGCGGACAGAAACGGAACGGCCUCCGGACAAGCAGGCAAUCUUCGCUGAGUGGAAAGCGAAGGAGGGGCAGGCCUUCGAAGAUGCCUUCGAGCAGAAUCGGCAGGAGCUGCGGGAGAAGCGUUCGGAGAUGAAGGACGCGCUGAUGGCGGCCAACGCCAAGAAGAGGGAGAUCGACGAAGCCAAGGAGCGCUUGGCGCGAAAGCAGGCGGAUAAAGGCAUGGAUCCGGAGCGGGACGAGGACUGA
Messenger RNA from Effrenium voratum, 1542 nucleotides. The record is from the annotation of a GenBank genome assembly. NCBI's taxonomy places the organism in Eukaryota, Dinophyceae, Suessiales, Symbiodiniaceae.